Anopheles nili is the source of this 2376-nucleotide messenger RNA. RefSeq names its product CLIP domain-containing serine protease B8-like. The record is from RefSeq and is a predicted model, not a curated record. The transcript is spliced from 8 exons. NCBI's taxonomy places the organism in Eukaryota, Metazoa, Arthropoda, Insecta, Diptera, Culicidae. Gene Ontology annotation, biological process: proteolysis. Gene Ontology annotation, molecular function: serine-type endopeptidase activity. Bases 42 to 2153 code for a protein of 703 amino acids.
GUAAAUCCAAGGACGUCACCGUUUGCUGCCCGGAUGGCGUCAUGACGAUCGAUCGCAAUCUCACGGCCACUAGGGAUGGAGAUCUACCGAAUCCGCGAACAUUCGAGUGUGGGUUGAACACGCUUGCGGAUCGGAUCGUCGGAGGAAACUACACUGCGAUCGAUGAGUAUCCUUGGUACGCGUUGCUCGAGUACGUCUCGAAAAAAGGCACACGAGCGUUCCAAUGCGGUGGGUCUCUCAUCAACAACCGCUACGUGCUGACGGCGGCUCAUUGUCUAGCUAACAAGCGCCUGGACGAUGGUGAACGACUGGUUAGCGUGCGACUUGGAGAACACAACACAGCUACGGAGCUGGACUGCGAGGACGAUGGUACGAUGGAGGUGUGUGCGGAUCCACCGCAAGACUUCGGCAUAGAGGCACAGAUCAUACACCCGGGCUACGAAAAGAACGGAGCUUUCCAGCACCAUGACAUUGCACUGAUCCGUCUCGAUCGGGACGUCACGCUCAACAACUACGUUUCGCCGGUUUGUCUGCCAGUGGACAACUUCACACCAACCAGUCCGAACGUCAACGUGACAGCCGUUGGAUUUGGACACACUGGGCGGCAGAAGCACAGUGGCAUCAAGAAGCAGGCACAAUUUCCGGUGUUCGCGCAGGAAGAGUGCGAUAAAAAGUGGCGAAACGUGCAGAUCAUCGAACAGCAGCUUUGUGCCGGUGGCGUUUUUGGGAUCGAUUCGUGCAGCGGUGACUCAGGUGGGCCACUGAUGACGCGCAGGCUUUACUGGAUACAGGAGGGUGUCAUCUCGUUCGGUAACCAAUGUGCCCUUGAGGGCUGGCCGGGAGUGUACACUCGCGUGUCGUCCUACCUGGACUGGAUCCGUGCCACUAUUCGUGGGGGAAAUGCUCCAGACAAGAUCAUGCCGUCUGUGCUGCUGCUGCUGCUGCUACUGCUGGUGUCGUUGGUGUCGUUCUACGGUUGUGCGGUUGUACCGACGGUAUCUGUCGCCGGGUAUGAAUCAGACGACCGGCCCGUGUGGGAGUCGAAGACCCUGUGUAGCAUUCCAAAUGAGGACGAUCCAGGUGUUUGCCGAUCACCGGCUGAUUGUGCCGCCUAUGGCAAGAUCAACGACGCGUCCAGCUUAGGAUCGAUCGAGCGGCUCAGCUUCAUCAAGCAGAUCCAGUGCAACAGCUCAACUGCCGUGCCGCUUGUGUGCUGUCCAAGCUCCACCGAAUCGUACUUGCAGCCGGUGGUGUACGAGACGACGAUCGCGAAGAAUCGCGUCGCUAGCCGGCUUGCGUUUGAUGACGACUCCUGCGGCAAGCAGUCUUAUAUUCCGAAGAUCCGUGGUGGCCAGCUGGCCGAGAUAGACGAGUUCCCAUGGAUGGCGAUGUUGUUGUACGUGCGAGGUAACGACCGGCCAGUGCAAGGAUGUGGCGGGGCACUGAUAAGUCGCACUUUUGUCAUCACAGCGGCCCACUGCGUGACGGGUCGCAAGUUCCAGCAGGCCAAAGGCCGACUGGCAUAUGUGCGAUUGCGUGAGUACAACACCUACACAAACCCGGACUGUGUGUACGAGAACGAUCUGAAGGACUGCUCGGAGGACAUGAUUGAUCUGACGCCGAAGGACAUCAUCCCACAUCCGAUGUAUGAUGGAGACUCCAGCAGCCAGGAGCACGACAUCGCGCUGAUCCGAAUCGAUGAGACGCCAUCGUUCAACGAUUUUCUACGCUCGAUUUGCCUCCCUGAACUGAGCUACGAAAAUGGCCCGUCUGCCAACAAGCGACUGAGUGUGUCUGGUUGGGGACGCACGGAUUUGUUCAAGGGCCACCUGCGACCUGACGAGCCGAGUCCGAUCAAACUGAAGCUUCUGCUGCCUUACGUCAACUGGAACCAGUGCAGCAAAACGUUCGGACCGUGGCAGUUCCGGCUUGGACCGGGUCAGAUGUGUGCUGGUGGUGAACCUGGCAUGGAUACGUGUGCUGGUGACAGUGGAUCACCGUUGAUGAGCUACGAUAUGCAGCGUGGAGUCUGGAACAUCACCGGCAUUGUGAGUCUCGGAGUGCAGAAUUGUGGCGUUGAAGGUCUGCCUGGAGUCUACACGAACGUGCACCACUAUGUACCCUGGAUCCGGCAGUACGUCGGGGCGUAUUAGUGGGUCAUUAGCUGUGCCGCUCGGCAAGGUCAGACAGCCUACACUGUAUGGUCGAGGUUGAUACCGGAUCUAAUAAAAAGUAGAUCAUCAAUCCUGGCAGGAAUCAAAGCACACAUGAGAUGUAUGCUGAUAGGGAACGAUAAACACGGCAUAAAACGAAUCUUACUUCUACGUAGCCAUAAGUUAAUAUGCAACAUACUCCAUUUCGAAUAUCAGGUGUAGC